Messenger RNA from Seminavis robusta, 513 nucleotides. The record is from the annotation of a GenBank genome assembly. Lineage: Eukaryota; Bacillariophyta; Bacillariophyceae; Naviculales; Naviculaceae.
AUGUUGGCAUUGAAGAAGAAACGAGAGGCAGCAGCAGCUGCAGAAGCCGCCGCGGCAGCCGAAGAAGCAGCUCGGCCCAAGGAAGAGCCUUCUGCCAAUGGUGGCACCCAAAAGGUGUCGCUGUUUGGUAUUGGCGGUGAGAAAAAGACCAAGAAUGGAGAUGGCAAAGCGGGAAAGAAGCGAUCUCCAGGAGAGAUUCGUAUCCAAAAAGACAUUGCCGAACUGGACGGAGGCAAGGUGGCCAACAUCACAUUCCCCAAUCCCAACGACUUGACGAGCUUUCACGUCUCCAUCAGCCCUGACACUGGAUACUGGACAGGGGCCACCUAUCACUUUACCUUUACGAUUCCACCUCAUUACCCUCACACACCACCCAAGGUGGAAUGCACCACGAAAAUUUACCACCCCAACAUUGAUUUGCAGGGCAAAGUUUGUCUAAAUAUUCUUCGGGAAGAUUGGAACCCGUACUCGACAUCAAUGCUGUCAUUUAUGGUCUCAUUUACUCUUUUAUGA